UGAAGAUACUGAGGAACAAACAGACCCGAUGGCGCUGAAACAGGAGAGUCAAGAACAGAAUGAAAAGGAAGAGAAAGAUCAAAACGAGAAACAUCACGAUUUCAAAACUGAAGAAAAAACGAUUAGUUGCUCACCGAAUGAAAAGACUUCCUCACCAAAAAAAGCUGAAAAAACACAAAACCUUAAUUCCCACAUGAUCAUUCACACUGGAGAGAAGCCAUUCACCUGCCAACAGUGUGGAGAGAUUUUCAAUCAAAAAGAAAGCCUUAAAGUCCACAUGAAAAUUCACAUUGAAAAGAAACCGUUAAUAUGCCCUCGGUGUGGAAAAUGUUUUAAAUGGAAAAAAAACCUUGGGACACACAUGAGAAUUCAUACCGAAGACAGACCUUACACCUGUGAACAGUGUGGAAAGAGUUUCAGGCUCAAAGAAAGCCUAAAGACUCACAUAAGAAGUCACACUGGAGAGAGACCUUACAUCUGCAAACUGUGUGGGAAGAGUUUCACACAAAAUGGACAUCUUACGACUCACAUGAGAGUUCACACUAAAAAGAAGCCAUUUAUAUGCUCUCAGUGUGGAAAGUGUUUUACACAGAAAAGAACCCUCGAUGCCCACAUGAGAGUUCACACUGGAGAGAAGCCAUUCACCUGCCAACAGUGUGGAAAGAGUUUCAGGCUCAAAGAAAGCCUAAAGACUCACAUAAGAAGUCACUCUGGAGAGAAGCCAUUCACAUGUGAUCAGUGUGGAAAGAGUUUCAGAUAUAAAGAAAACCUUAAUAAGCACAUGAAAAUUCAUUCAGCAGAGAACGGUUUUAAAUGUCAUCAGUGUGAAAGGAGUUUCACAGACACAAAUCACCUUCAGGAUCAUGUUAAAAUUCACAUCGGAGAAAAGCCUCUCAUGUGCCAUCACUGUGGAAAGAGUUGCUCAAGAGAAGAUAACCUCAAAGUUCACUUGAGAAUUCACACUGGAGAGAAACCUUUCACCUGCGAACAGUGUGGAAAGAGUUUCAGGGUUAAAGAAUACCUUCAGAUUCACAAGGUAGUUCACACUGGAGAGAAGCCUUACAAGUGUCCUCAGUGUGAGAAGAGAUUCACAUGUCAAGGCAGCAUGAAACGUCAUUUGAAAGCUCAUUCUGGGAAGAAACUGCCAUUUUCUUCAGUGUGACAAGAGGUUUAGAAAAAGGAGCAAUUACUACAAUCAUCUGCUCGAUCAUUUUGGAAGACAUUAUUUUCGUUUCUGCAUAUACAUUCCUGUGGCCAUUCCUGACCGUCUGCUUUGCUGUAGUUUCAAAUAUUGAACGGUUGUUGAGAUUCCCUCAAAUGUUGACUGUGUACUCGACAGGCAGCCCGCGGGCCGUAUCCGGCCCAACUGCAUUAAUGUUGUGGCCCGCGUCAUGCUGAAGAUGAAUGUAUUUUUAUUCAAAUUUACACUCAAAAGUAGCACAAAUAUUAAGCAGAGUGACUGUAUGCUUGUGUCGCUUAAAUGCAGUUGAUACUCCUGACACUUUGCAUUGUGUAAAUGGCAGAAAGUCCUCUUAGUAGCAACAAACAAUAAACAAACUUUUAUUCAAAUUGUGAAUGGGAUAAAACAAGCAAAAAGCGCUCCCAUUACAAUGAAUAGAGCUGUAAUCACGUCUAUUCUUUCACGUAGUUCCCUAUCUGUCGGUCACUACGAG
Molecule: messenger RNA, 1673 nt
Organism: Sinocyclocheilus grahami
Lineage: Eukaryota; Metazoa; Chordata; Actinopteri; Cypriniformes; Cyprinidae
Product: gastrula zinc finger protein XlCGF8.2DB-like
Exons: 2
Coding region: 29-1162 (377 amino acids)
Biological process (GO): regulation of DNA-templated transcription
Molecular function (GO): DNA-binding transcription factor activity, RNA polymerase II-specific; RNA polymerase II cis-regulatory region sequence-specific DNA binding
Source: RefSeq, a predicted model, not a curated record